Vanessa tameamea is the source of this 2073-nucleotide messenger RNA. Its product is annotated as OTU domain-containing protein 7B-like. Gene Ontology annotation, cellular component: nucleus; cytoplasm. Gene Ontology annotation, molecular function: zinc ion binding; K63-linked polyubiquitin modification-dependent protein binding; cysteine-type deubiquitinase activity. Bases 185 to 1957 code for a protein of 590 amino acids. The transcript is spliced from 9 exons. The record is from RefSeq and is a predicted model, not a curated record. Gene Ontology annotation, biological process: protein K63-linked deubiquitination; protein deubiquitination involved in ubiquitin-dependent protein catabolic process; protein K11-linked deubiquitination. Lineage: Eukaryota; Metazoa; Arthropoda; Insecta; Lepidoptera; Nymphalidae.
UGUCUAUGGCAUUUCACAAGUGCUUCGCGCAGUAGAAAGUGCUCUAUUUGUAAAUAUUGUUAUAUUGUAAAUAUUAGAAGCGAAUAGUAUUUAUACAAGAAAUCUUUGUUUUUAAUAUUUAUUAAAGUGUUUUAUGGAUAAAACUCGUCGGUUGAGACAAGUUUAAACCCAUACAGGGUUCAUCAUGGUGAUGGAAGCCAAUCCCAUUGGUGACAAUCACACAGAUGAGCGAGUCCAUAGCACAUCCCUGCGGCCGAGAGCAGGCGGCGAUGUAAUCCCAGAACGUUCUGUGGGAACACUCGACCUGAACAUGUCAUAUUCAGCGCCCUCCAACUUAGUACUAACCCCAGCACCCGAAUGUCGUAAACUCUCAAGAGGUAUAUCAAGAGCGACAGAUAACGAGGGGUUGGUAUGGGCGUUAAGAAGCAACACAGACCCGGAACCGAACACACUAACCUCCGACCACAUUCUCCUACUGCCGGAUAUAUCAGUUUAUCCGCCAGAUUUUAGGAUAUUUAUCGAAAAAGAUCUUCUCGAAACGGCCACACUCGUAACAUUAGAGUCGGCUAGUAUAUUGAACUGGUGGCGCCACGGUCGCGUUCCGGGAGCUCCCCGGCUGUUGCCGCUGGCGACAUCUGGUGAUGGCAAUUGUUUACCUCACGCGGCCUCACUAGCUGCUUACGGGUUCCAUGAUCGACUUCUGGCACUCCGAACGAAAGUACAAGCCUUGUUAUCCGGCGAGGGAGGGGAUGUGCUUACAAAGGCCAUAAAGCGGCGCUGGCGCUGGUCGGAGAGCGUCCCGCUGCGCUCGGCGGGGCUGCGGCCGUCGGAGGGCGAGUGGGCGCGCGAGUGGGCGGACGCCGUGCGCGCCGCGUCGGCCGAGCCGCGGCCGCGCCCGCAGCCCGCCGCGCAGCCGCACUACGCCGGCCUCGAGCAGCUGCACGUGUUCGCGCUCGCGCACGUCAUGAAGCGCCCCGUCAUCGUGUUCGCGGACGUCGCGCUCAGGGAUUUCCGCGGCGAUCCGAUAGCCCCGAUCCCCUUCGGCGGUAUCUACCUACCCUUGGAGUUGGACCCCGCAGUGUGCAGUAAGGCGCCCAUCCUGCUCGCUUACGACGCCGGACAUUUCUCAGCACUAGUUCCUUGCGAGCCCCUACCGACUGAUGGAGCCAGAGUCCCGCUAGAAGACGAGGCUGGAAACCCUAUGCCGAUUCGCUUCAACGUAGACCCGGGAGAAGAUUUCCGAUGGGACGUCGAGCCGGACCAGAAAACCAUCAACAACCUCCUACCGGACGAGUACCAGAGGACGGCCAUUCUCGCCGCCUACCUCGACCUCGAGACCGUCGAGUGCCUGUCGCGCAGCCCCCCGCCCGAGGAGCUCCGGCGGUCGCUCGACGCGCUUUCGACGAAGAGCUCGAAGCAGCUGAACUCGGUGGCGAAGCAGUUCGGCAGCAUCGGGCGCUCGAUGAGCAGCAAGCUGAAGAAGAACUUCGGCUCGAUGGCCAAGCUGGGCGGCAAGAGCGGCAGCCACAGCAACCCCGAGGAGGGCCCGGCGCGCCGCUCGCCCUGCGCGCCCGGCGCGCUGCUCUGCUGCCGCCUGCGCGCCGCCCGCGCGCCCGUGCAGGACGAGAUGGUCAAGAACUACCUCGACGAGGCGUGGAUCGGAUAUACAGCCGAAAAAAACAGAAAGGAAGAAAACCGUACAGCGCCUUCGCAGCCGCGCUACGGCACCGGUCGGUCACAGUUCUACGCUGAAGCCGACCGAGCUGCUCACGAAGUCGCCAGAACGCUUACCACUCGGUCCGUUAGGCCUGCGCAGGAUCGAACCCUGUACCUUUCUAAGUCAACGUUCUACGACGACCGUCCCCCCUCCCCUAAACCUUGCCGGGCCCCACUUUGCAUGUACUACGGCAGUCCGGCGAAUAACGACUACUGUUCCAGGUGUGCGAAGUUACAGUGAGUGCUUCCCACUACUAAUGUAGUUUUAGUUGUACUUAAUAAUCACAAAGUCUUUGUAUCUUUCUGUCGUAUUGAUAAAUAUAUAUUUGUCUCGCUCUAACUCGUUACUCAUCACCG